AUGCACGCACACCUAAUUUUGGCGGAGGAAGAUCGGGAACGCCAUAAUGGCAGUGCUCCCCCUUUGAAUUUCUUGACGCUACACUAUUUCUAUUUCAUUGCCACUAGCAUUAUCACUAGUAUCAUCUUUUACUUGACAUCGACGCCAUGGCGCAACGUUUCCUAUGUGGACUCGAUUUUCAUGUGCGUCAGUGCUAUGACCGGUGCGGGAUUGAAUACGGUGGAUCUGUCAACUUUGAACAGCUUCCAACAAGCAGUCUUGUUCACCCUGCUUAUCCUAGGCCAUGCCAUUCUCAUCUCCCUCACUGUACUUCUAGUACGUAAGAGAGCAUUCGAGGCAAAAUUCAAGGGUGUCUCCGAUGAACGGGAAAGAGAGCGGUCUACUCGUAACCCCUCGGAAGUUGAACUACAGGACAGGCACCGGGAACCCGCUCACGGAAGCACCGGGAUCGAUCUCCCUAGCGAGAACACCGAAGGACAUGGCUGUGAAACACGCCCAAAGACAUUCAUCCAAGUUCAAUUGAAACCGGGGGAGUCAUCGCCCCCCAACGACGAACAGUCCUGGGUGGACGACGACCAAAUAACCAUCGGUGGCACACCCUGCCGUCACCAUCACCACCGAGUUUUCCCUAUGGCUGGCAUCGGGGCGAGACCGGAUCUGCAUAACCACCCCCGCGACGCAGCACCAAAUGUUCCUUUGGUCGUAAAGGAUUCGGUAUCUGGCUUCAAGGCAAUUCUCCGUGGUACACAGAAGUACAUGGCGUCCAAGGGCCUUGUGUCUCGCAACUCCCAGUUUCACGGUCUCACUCCCGCUGAGCGUGACGAAUUAGGUGGUGUGGAGUACAAGGCGGUCUCGUUUCUGUCUGUGGUUGUGUUCCUUUACUUCGUUUUGUUUAUCAUGUUCGGCAUGAUCGGUGUCGGUGUCUGGCUGGAAGUCAACGAUCCUGCCGUGACGCGCACGAACGGCCUCUCGCCUUUCUGGACCGGUGCUUUCUUUGCUGUUUCGGCUUUUGUAAACAGUGGCAUGUCGCUCCUGGACGCUAAUAUGACUGCUUUGCAGUUGCGGGCUUAUCCACUUCUCACAAUGGGACUGCUGAUUCUCGCUGGGAACACCCUCUUCCCAUGUUUCCUGCGAUUCAUUAUCUGGAUUAUGAGGGUCAUGCUUCCGGAUCGGUCGCAGUGGCAGUCGUGGCGCAUAACUCUUGAUUUCAUCCUGGAGCAUCCUCGAAGGGUCUAUACGAAUCUCUUCCCUGCUCGCCAUACAUGGUAUCUACUUGGCACGAUUAUCAUUCUGAACGGUAUUGACUGGGCGGCAUUCGAGGUGCUUUCUAUUGGAAACAAGGACAUUGAGAGUCUUCCUACCGAAUACCGUGUCUUGGAUGGACUAUUCCAAGCCCUAGCGGUACGCGCUGGAGGAUUCUACGUUGUGACCAUCGCAGAUCUUCGCCAGGGUCUCUUGGUUCUCUAUGUACUCAUGAUGUACGUCUCUGCGUACCCAGUAACGCUCACAAUGCGCAACACAAACGUUUACGAAGAACGCUCACUGGGAAUUUACGCGCACGACGAAUCCCUCGACUCACCGGCAAACACAAGUCGCAGCAACGUAGCAAUGGACCUAAUCCGACAGCACCUCGGCCGCCCAGGCCCGUCUGAGGCUUCGCGCGGCUAUUUCGUGCACCAGCAGCUCCGUUCCCAGCUCAGCCAUGACCUGUGGUGGAUUGCGCUGGCCGUGUUCUUUAUCGCCAUCGCCGAGUCCGACCACUAUGACUCCCAGCCCGUGGCUUUCUCUACCUUCAAUAUUAUCUUCGAGGUUGUCUCUGCAUACGGCUGUGUGGGUGUCAGCCUUGGGUUUCCUGAGAAGAAUUACUCGUUCUGUGGCGCGUGGCAUCCUAUUAGCAAAUUGAUUCUUGCUGCUGUCGCUUUGCGUGGUAGACAUCGUGGUUUGCCCGUGGCUAUUGAUAAGGCUAUUAUGUUGCCCAGUGAGUCUUUGGCUUGGGCUGAGGAGGAGGAUGCUGCUAUGCGGAGAGAUAGAUCUAGGGCUUGGGCUCAGGAGCAUGGGCCUGUUGGGUCUGUUUAA
Messenger RNA from Penicillium robsamsonii, 2076 nucleotides. RefSeq lists its product as uncharacterized. Lineage: Eukaryota; Fungi; Ascomycota; Eurotiomycetes; Eurotiales; Aspergillaceae. Gene Ontology annotation, biological process: intracellular potassium ion homeostasis; potassium ion import across plasma membrane. Gene Ontology annotation, cellular component: plasma membrane. The transcript has 9 exons. Gene Ontology annotation, molecular function: high-affinity potassium ion transmembrane transporter activity. Bases 1 to 2076 code for a protein of 691 amino acids. The record is from RefSeq and is a predicted model, not a curated record.